CCAGACCAGGUUCAAAGCCAUUGGUCGUUUUAGACCCAUUUAUACAACCAUAUCAUGUAGUUUGAAACUUAUAUGGUCAGUGUAGCCUCGUAUAAUGCAGAUUACCAUAGCUUUCUUUCCUUUUCCUAACUCUUUCCUACGGCUUCACUGCUUUUGCACUUUGCCCUUAAUUUGCUGCAACUGAAGUAAGCCUGAGGCCCCACCUACACGGGCCCUAAAACCCAAAAGAAAGAGGGAUAAAAAGGGGUGGUCGGAAAACGCAGACCGAAAAUGUGCACUUGAUUGUGGGACUGCAUAAAAAGUACAUGAUAAAAAGGUUAGAAUGUGCUGCUACAGAGCACUUUAUAUCCCAGCGCUCCCAAAAAAAAAAAAACUUCCUCAUGGUCUGCUGGUGUAGACUGCUCCAACACUUGUCCUCAUUUUAGAAUCCCAAUGAGGGAUGUAAAGAGAUGGAGCCAUUGACACACAGGUGGCUAAAUGGAAGCAUAAGAGGAACUCGAGAACUCUCUCCGACCAUUCCCUUCUUUUCAUAUUUCUGAAAGGAACAGCUUGAAUUUACACAGCAUGGCAGGCGAGUGACCCCAAAGGGAAACAGGGUUCAAGAGGGCUGACUUAAAGGCUCCAGGAAGGUGAGGAGAGAUGAUGACAAGAAAUCUGCUUGUGUGCACUUUGUUAUAUCCACAUCAGCACAUGGGUGCUCAGAAGCAUUGGCAAAAUGCUUAUGAGGUGUAGAGCAUCUCAGAGAGUCAUUAAGAAGAAGAAAAAAGAAAAGAAAACUGGUGGAUGUCCUGUAUCUGUUGUGGUUCCCUUCCGCAUUAGCCAAACCUUUCUGAACAUGAGACCAUUUCCCGAGACUAAUGAUUCCAUGUGUGGACUCUCUUUAAGGUACCAGGAUUUUUAAUCUCACUUCCUUACUCUGGAUUAAGUGGCUGUCUGGAAGGGCCUUGAGUUGAAGAAGGAGAGAAACCCCUUUUAAUAGAUGCAGGAAACAUGUGACAACAUAGGAAUAAAUGGGACCCUGCGUACCAAAUUUGGAUGGAUAUUAGUAUGCCAUGAAGGCCUUUGCCAUUCCCAAGAAGCUCCCUUAUUCAUCCCACUUGUUAGUCAGUGGCCCGGUCUACACUGCCAUAUAAUUCCGUUUCAGAAUGCAGAUUAACUACAUUGAACUGGAUUAUAUAGCAGUGUAGGCUCAUAAAAUCCAGCUUGGUGUGGUUCAAUCUGUAUUAUAUGAGUGCACACUAACCAUUAGGUAUAACAUAGUUCAAACUGGAUUAUAUGGCAGUGUAGGUGGGGCCUCUGUUCUCCUUGUCCAGAAACAGAUUUUAUUUCUUGACCUUCUCUUCUUCUCCUUUGUGGCUCCUCCAACACCUCCUUCCUAAUUCGUUUCCCCUCUACAUUUCACGUUCAGUAUUCCAUAGUAUUCCAUAGAGGUGAGUCAUGCCAGGUAAAGUGCAUGAAACCUACAGUGUAGACGCAGCCCUUGUUGUUUUGGCCUUUCCGAAUAGCGUUGUCGAAGGAUUUCAUAGCCAGAAUCACAGGGUUGCUGUGAGUUUUCCAUGCUGUAUGGCCAUGCUCCAGAAGCAUUCUCUCCUAACGUUUCGCCCACAUCUAUGGCAGGCAUCCUCAGAGGUUGUGAGGAAUGUUGGAAACUAGACAAGUGGGGUUAAUAUAUCUGUAGAAUGUCCAUGGUGGGAGAAAGAACUCUUGUCUGUUUGAGGCAGGCGUGAAUGUUGCAGUUGGCCACCUUGAUUAGUAUUAAAUGGUCUUGCAGGUUCAAGGUCUGUCAUCUUACUGCUUGGGGAAUCCUUUGUUGACUUUUCGAAAAAUCUUAAUGGGGGAAAUACCAAUACCUUCUUCGACUGAAGAGAAUAUUGUCCUUUGUGGGAUGUCGUCUCACGUGGUGCUAGCCGCCCAAUGGGAAAGGGGAGCGUGAAAGCCGGAGGCGGGUCUGGGCUGCGGCGGGAAGGAAGGAAGGAGCCCUUGCGGCGAAGCAUGGAGGAGGUUUUGGCCCGGUACGUCUCCCAGAAAGUCAGCAAGACCCGCUGGCGGCCCCUGCCCCCCGCCGCCCUCCAGCCCCCGGAGGUCUUCGCCACGGGAUCCUGGGACAACGAGGAAAAUAAGGUGUCCAUUUGGUCUGUUGGUGACUUGGGAAGUUUGAGCUCAAAUGGAGAAUAUAACGCAGAACCACAUCUUUUGUGUGAUAUUCAACAUAGUGGCGAUGUUAUGGAUAUGCAGUUUUUGGACCAGGAAAGAAUUGUAGCUGCUUCAUCCACUGGAAGUGUGACUGUUUUCCGGCACCAUCAAAAUAAUCAGACUCUAUCUGUAAGCCAGAAAUGGGAAAAUGCACAUUUCUAUGACCCAUCUCAUGGAAAUGCACCCUGCACUGGGAUUGUCUGCAACAGCCCUGAAAUUUUUACAGUUGGUGAAGAUGGGAGAAUAAAUGUUUUCACAGCGGACCGGAAGGAAGCUGUGCGUACUGUAGACAAUGCUGACAGCAGCACACUUCAUGCAGUGACUCGACUCCGCACAACAGAAAUCCUGACAGUCAAUUCCAUUGGUCAGCUAAAAAUAUGGGAUUUCAGACAGCAAGGAAAUGAGCCUUCACAAAUAUUUUCAUUGACGGGGGAAAGGAUUCCACUGCACUGUGUAGAUAGACAUCCCAGCCAACAGCACAUUGUAGCCACUGGUAGCCAAGAUGGUAUGUUGAGUAUCUGGGAUGUGAGACAAGGUGACAUACCGGUUUCCUUGCUGAAUGCUCAUGAAGCAGAAUUGUGGGAAGUGCACUUUCAUCCUUCCAAUCCUGAUCACUUGUUCACAUGUUCAGAGGAUGGAACUCUAUGGCAUUGGGAUGCUUCUGCUGAUGUGUCUGAAAGAAAAUCUUAUCUUCAUACAGGUGGGAGAAGUACUACAUUUUUGCCUCAGUCUCAGUCUGUGAUAAGUGCAUGGUUAAGGAACGAUCCUACUAGAGAAAUCACAAAUUUAAUUUCAAAUCCUACACUGUCUGUUAAUAGUUUAGAUGUCUUAGGAUCAUGUCUUGUAUAUGGAACUGAUGCAGAAUCUAUCUAUGUUAAGAAGAACUUCUUUGCAUAGUUAUUUUCAGCUGUAACUUGAAACUUUAGCUUCACAAUACUGAAAUUCAUGUUAUUUUAUGUCAAUUAAUCCAUGUUACUGCAUUAGUUCUUUGAUCUAAUUCUUGCAUAAAGUAAACCGUAAAUAGUUCAUUAUUGUUCAUAGAUUGAUUAUCCCUAUUUCCCAGAAGUUUACCAAUGCUCAAAACUACAACAAAGCAUAAAGUGACCACGUCAGCAGUAUGAACUAUACUGUAUUGUAUGUUAACCGUAAUGGCAAUAGAUCAACAUUCUAAGCAAAUUUUGUUUUCAUAACAUUUUGAUAAAUAAAAACGCAACAUACUGUAUUUAAGAGACUUUUCGGCAAUGUUAGAAGAAAAUAUCACCUAGCAAAGGAGAACAGAAAUCAGAUCAUUAUGUAUAACAUUAUUUUAUUUAUUUAUUUCACUAAAGCAGAGGUGAGGAAAUAUGUUAAUCAUCUAUACCCAUUAUCCUUUUAAUACUGACCAGAUUGGGAACUGGAACCCAGUGUCCAGGGAAUCUCAACUUCUCUAUUCCUGCAGUAAACAAUGAAACAACAUUCAGCCUAUAAUAUAUUUCAUUAGAGAACCAGCAUUGUGUUGUGGUUUGGCUGGAGGCAAGAGUUCAAUUUUUUGCUUGGCCAUAGAAACUCACUGGGUAGAAACCCACAUACUCUCAGCCCCAGAAACCCCAUUAUAUAGUUGUCAUAAGGCAGAAACAUUGUGAAGGCAUACAUCAUCAACAUUUCUAUUAUCAUCCUGGUACUAAGAGUUUUUACUUGAUGGUAAAUCUCAUGGACUUUCAGUCUGCUUGAUUUCAGGGUCAAUAUGCUGAGAUUUAACCAGCUUCCUGUAUUAAUUUUUAAAAUCUGUUUGUCAAGCUCUUCAUUCCCAGAUUUUUUGCAUUGCUAUAAGAAAACUUUUCCUAUUUUUAUUAAAUUAUAAUCACUAGA
This is a messenger RNA of Anolis carolinensis (green anole), 4041 nucleotides long. It is a transcript of the gene nup43, whose product is annotated as nucleoporin 43. The record is from RefSeq and is a predicted model, not a curated record. Gene Ontology annotation, cellular component: nuclear pore outer ring. The coding region runs from base 1915 to 3090 and encodes 391 amino acids. Gene Ontology annotation, molecular function: protein binding. The transcript is spliced from 8 exons. NCBI's taxonomy places the organism in Eukaryota, Metazoa, Chordata, Lepidosauria, Squamata, Anolidae.